This is a messenger RNA of Trichomonas vaginalis G3, 951 nucleotides long. RefSeq names its product cellular macromolecule catabolic process. Gene Ontology annotation, molecular function: ubiquitin protein ligase binding; protein tag activity. The transcript has a single exon. The record is from RefSeq and is a predicted model, not a curated record. The coding region runs from base 1 to 951 and encodes 316 amino acids. Lineage: Eukaryota; Parabasalia; Trichomonadida; Trichomonadidae. Gene Ontology annotation, cellular component: cytoplasm; nucleus. Gene Ontology annotation, biological process: modification-dependent protein catabolic process; protein ubiquitination.
AUGAUACAAGACGAAAUAGAUCUCUCUACAGAUCAACAAAAACUCUCGUUUUUCGGAAAAGACAUGGAAGAUGGUAAUACAUUAAAAGAUUAUAAUGUUCUUUAUGGAGAUACUAUCAGCCUUACUUGGACCAAAUUUCAAAUUGUUUCUCCUACGAUCCCAGCAAAUUCAAUUACAUUAAAGACUUUGGCCGGAAGAGUUAUUAUAUUAAAAAGCAUUGAUCUCAAUUGUAUGGUUGUAGAUUUGAAAGAAUUGAUUCACGAAAAAAUAGUAUUCCCUCCAGAUCAGCAAAGACUAAUUUUUGACGGAAAACAAUUGGAAGAUGAUAAAACGUUAAUAGAUUAUGGAGUUAAAUAUGGAAACCAAAUUCAUCUUCUUAGAAGAUGUCGUGGCGGAAAACCAGUAAUCUAUUUGUAUCCAAAGGAAGAAAUCGAUGCAAAGGUAAGUAUCAAAAUCAAUGAUGGCAAUUUUUCAUUCGUGUAUCCUUCAUUCGACGAAGAUAACACGUGGAAUGUGAAAGCACUCCCAUCAGGUGAGAUCGUCCACAGAGGAAAGAAGAUGAGAUAUCUCUUCUGGGAAACACUCUUCUACCCUAAUCUUAACAUGGACAAAGGAUUCAUCAUCAAAGGCGAAGAUAGUGUCUCUUUCUUCGAGGAUAAGCUGAAGUCUAUGAACCUCAACGACGCAGAGAUAUGUGAUUUCAUCACAUACUGGUGUCCGAAGCUUUGCGGAUACAAAUAUGUCAAAGUAUGCUUCCAGUUCGAAAACUUCGACGACAUGUGUCCAAUGAACGUCGAACCGAAACCAGACAACAUCAACAGAGUCUUCUUCGCAGCUCUCCCUCUAGAGAGUCCAUGCGACAUCGAACCACAAGAACUUCCAACAUUCAAUCGUGAUGGCUUCACAGUCAUCGAAUGGGGCGGAACUAUUGUUACAUCUGAAAAACUCUAA